Ictalurus furcatus (blue catfish) is the source of this 3439-nucleotide messenger RNA. It is a transcript of the gene pofut3, whose product is annotated as fucosyltransferase 10. Gene Ontology annotation, molecular function: alpha-(1->3)-fucosyltransferase activity. The transcript has 4 exons. The record is from RefSeq and is a predicted model, not a curated record. NCBI's taxonomy places the organism in Eukaryota, Metazoa, Chordata, Actinopteri, Siluriformes, Ictaluridae. Bases 1042 to 2460 code for a protein of 472 amino acids. Gene Ontology annotation, cellular component: Golgi membrane.
AAUUAUGUAGGAAUUUGUAUGUGAUAUUAGUGCUCCUCGUGGCGCCAUCUACAGGCGCGAGUGCGUAAGGUCAGGAGCUUUUAAGGUGGAACAGAAAAUCCGGAUAAGAAUUAAAGUUCAGCCUCAUCAUCUACAUUUUACAUUUACAUUUAUGACAUUUGGCAGAUGCCCUUAUCCAGAGCGACUUACAUUUAUCUCAUUUAUACAAGUGAGCAGUUGAGGGUUAAGGGCCUUGCUCAAGGGCCCAACAGUGGAAGCUUGAGCUCCUGACCUGAUCAGUAGUCCAGAGCCUUUAACCACUGACACAGAGUUCCAGUUUUGUUUCAUCGCUCCACAGAAUAGAAUCCCAAAACUUCUGUGGUUAUUUAUAUGAUUUUUGAGCGAGUUUUCUUGUGCUUUUGGGUCAGUAUUGGUGUAUGUCUUGGAGUUCUGGCAUGGAAACCUUCUGUGUUCGUUUCAUCAGAUAUGCUUGAGACAACAACUGUUUUGCAUAUUUGUGUUGUUGUGAGGGAUUCUAUUCAGGGGGUUGAAUAAUUUUGAAACUGGAGAAAUCAUUAUAAGUUGCAUUUUCAGUUGAAUUUGGGGAAACCACUUGAAGCAUUCGUUGUGUUGAACUAUUUCAAUUGCUUUUGUUUGAUUUGUUCAUUGCAAACAGCUGAAAGUCUGUAAAUUGUGACAAUAAACCUGAUUUGUAAUGGGGGUUGAAGAAAUUGAUUGCAACUGUGUGUAUAUGUUAUGUUUUUUGGGUUGAUUUUUUUUUUUUUUUGCCUUCGCGUUGUCCGCGAUCUUCAUUCAUAUGUGCACACUGCUUCCUUUGGGAAGACUGGGAGGAUGAUUUGGAGAUUAGCACCGGAAGUUAGGAGGCGAAGCUCAGGCUGUUUGGGACAAAUGGCCGAACAACACAAACAAGUCACUGCACUUUAAAAUUUCAACAAUGUAAACAGAAUUUACAGUCUGCACUGCGCUGUAAGAGAGUAAGGCCAUGCUUUAAGUGGUGAAACAUGGUGUUAUUGGAGUUCAGGACACUUGUACGCGCAGGACAUGGCGCGACUGUCUGCCAAGAAACUUUUCGCGGUUUGCUUUUGCGCUUCAGCUUUUGUUUUUCUCAUCAUUACACUUCAGGUGGUGGAGGAGCUGGGCCAGUUUGAGCAGACGACGCACACACGCCCCCUAAAGGACAGAGAGGAGUUAACACAGAUCCAGGCUUUCCCUGCGAGCGCUGUGCUCAGUGAUGAUGGUGCGUCUCCAGGCUCAGAGAGCAGUUACCCCAUUAUUGUGUGGUGGUCUCCACUGACCGGAGAGCUGGGACGGCUUGGGGAAUGUGGCCAUAACAGAUGUUUUUUCACCAUUAACAAGUCCUACUAUUCUCAUUCUUCUACACAGGCCUUCCUGUUUUAUGGUACGGACUUCAGCAUAGAAAGUCUCCCUUUACCAAGGAAGCAACAGCACCACUGGGCUCUUUUCCACGAGGAAUCGCCUAAGAACAACUACAAGCUCUUCCACAAGCCUGUCAUCACCCUGUUCAACCACACAGCCACCUUUAGCCACCAUUCCCACCUCCCACUCACUACACAACACCUGGAGAGCCUCCAUACGCUCACUUCCCACACGUUCCUGCUCCCUCUGGCACAGAAGAACCAGCUGAGACGCACUCUGGCUCCUGUGGUGUAUGUCCAGUCGGACUGUGACCCACCAUCAGAUCGCGAUGUCUAUGUGCAGGAGCUUAUGAAGUACAUUCCAGUGGACUCCUAUGGCCAGUGCCUGCAUAACAAGGAUCUUCCCAUCCACUUGAGUGACUCCACUGCCAUGGAUGAGGAGAGCUUCUUUCAGAUCCUAGCCCGGUAUAAGUUCAUUCUAGCGUUCGAAAAUGCCAUCUGUGAUGACUACAUCACAGAGAAACUGUGGCGGCCACUCAAGCUCGGUGUGGUCCCUGUGUACUACGGAGCCCCUAAUGUUCACAUGUGGCUUCCAAGUAACAGAAGUGCAAUUGUGGUGGACCCAAAGCAGUCUCCAGAGAAACUGGCCCAGUAUAUAAAGAGUCUGGACAAAAACGACCAGGAGUAUUUAACAUACCUGGACUGGAAGCUGAAACGUGAGGUCUCAAAUCAGAGACUUUUUAAAGAACUGAAGGAGCGUCAGUGGGGUGUGCAGGACAUGACUCGGGAUAACUUUAUUGAUGUCUUUGAGUGCAUGAUAUGUAACAGGGUGUGGGAGAACAACAACAGACUACAUGAGGGAUUGGUCCCCAGAGUGUGGCAGGCUGAAGAACAUCAUCUCACAUGUCCACCUCCAAAGCUGUUCCACUUUGCUGUAGAUCAUUUUAACAGCUCUUCUCUGCGCUACAUCUGGAGGGCCAGUUAUGAGCAGUCAGUGAGAGAAGCCCGAGCUCUGAGCCGGCUGACACUGAGGAACAGGAACUUCACAGCUACACAGUUCUGGAGGGAGGUGUUUAGUGACUGAGCUCUACUUUACAUGAAGUGUGAUGUAAUGCUUCAAAGGGCAGUAAAUGUGGGUUUUUUAAAAAAAUAACCGAAAUAUUCUUAGAGUGAGGGACAGAGAGACAGAUGUCUAUUACUACAGACCUACGUCUUGUUCUGAUUGGAUGAGCAGAAUGACAUUAAUAUGCAGGUAGGGUUAUAGGCUGUUUUCUUCUAAUCCCUAUUCAGGAAAGAUGUGAACUUAUAAAGGCUGAUACUAUUUUAAUAUGAAAAACUAUAUUGCACAUCUCUAAUUUGUUCUACCAAGAUAACAUGGAUGCAACAAUUAGAGAACCCAUCCGUAGCUCUAUGACCGUUCUUGGAUUUGAACACAUGUCCUUCCUGUUACCUCUACUUGCAGCUCCUUUUUCAAAGAUGCCUGACUGAGUUUUAUUAACAAAACGUUGCAUUUCAAACAGGCUGAAACAGCCAUAAGCACUAUAUAUACACAGUAUGCAUGUGCUUCUAAAUAUACCAUUUUUACAUGAACUUGUGUUUCUAAAGUAAACUGAGAUGUAUACAAGAGUCAAGGGCUUAAGUUGUUAUAGUCUUGCUUAAGGCAGUCUUCGACCUACCUGCAGAUUUUAUGUUCUUAUCAGAAACAAUGAGCAGUGCUCGCUCAAAUUUAGCAUUGGGUGAAAUGCCACCUGAGGUGAAACCGAUAGAAAUCAAUACCAUUAGUGUGCUGCAGAAAGCUCACGUCUCCACAAAUAGAGCUUUGCCCAGAGUCUAUACUUAGCGUGCUAUAUUUGUGUCUUAGUUUUAUCAGCUCUAGUCAUUUUUGUCUUCAAGGGUGGUCAUUUAGCCCUGUACUACUCAAUAAACUCUCGUACCUAUGCAUUUUUAGAUAUACUUUGUGCCAAAGGGUGAACAGUUAAGUAUAGUGCCAUUUUGACCCUCCAAAAAGGCUGCCCAUAAUGUACAUCCCUGUCCUAAACAUCAUGUUUAUAUGAUAUAGACUU